AUGCGGACAAGUUCUCCUAACGGCUUCGAAGACAAGAUGAUGCACAAUUCUGUUACCCCCGAGGCCACCGAGGAUGAUUUCAAGUUCGACGUCGCGGCACCGGAAAACUGGAUUUUUGCACCAGGAGACAACAUCAUUGGAAACCUUGUGCGCGGUGCCAGUAUCAUCACCCCGGAAGCGACUGUCAAGAUUGAUCUGGUCGGCCGCAUGGAGACUAGUAUUAGGACUGGCGGAAAAGCUCAUAGUAAUCAUAAAAAAACCUAUGCAGAGCAUAUCCUUUUGUUCGAGUCACAGGAGACUCUAAUCCACAACGGACCACUUCACCUACCUCAUGAUAGUGACGAAAAACUCAACUUUGAAUUCUCUAUCAAAAUUCCUGAAAGACCUAAAAAACACCCUUAUCAUGUUUACACCAAGGUGACCAGUCACCUACCAGUGGAUAAUCCAGACCACCCGGACCACAAAAAGUUGCCUCCACCCUUCGCAUCCGGGAAUUUGAGCAUGUUUGGAAAUGUGGAAUCGGCACAAGCGGAGGUCAAAUAUUUUCUUGUCGCUACACUGCGUUAUAAAUCUGCGGGUCAUGUCAAAAUCCACGCGAUAACAUGGCCUUUCAAGAUUCGAUAUUCUUCGACGAAAACCAUCGAAGAAUAUCAAAUACGCCAAGUCCAGUCUGAGGCAAAGGUACAAAGCCAACGACUAUUACCUGGAAUGAAAGAUGCAACACUUUCACUACAUCAGAAAACACGGAACCUGCUUCGUUCAUCUAAAGUGCCCGAAUUCUAUUUCAAUAUGACUGUCUCAUCUCCGAUGUCAAUUCGAUUUAGCGACCCGGAACCCCUUCGAAUUUCUGUACAGUUUGAUCCUCUACCAGAAAAGACAAGUGACGAUAUAAAAGAUAUUGUGCGUGAGAUUAGAGUUGACUCUAUCAAAAUUUUCCUUCGAGCAACGACAGACAUUCGAUUCACAUCGAAUCCUGAACAUACCCGACGCCACUGUGAUACACAUACUAAAACCUCGAAUCUUGGACUGGAUAAAAUGCUUUCAUUACUUGAGAGUCCUUUGGUCGUAUCUACUGGGAAAGGGAACAAACCUUUAAAUCUCGGUGAUAUGUUUCAGCUUACUAUGAAUGAGUUUGGUAUGCUUUCGGGAAAUAAGCGGCUCUACCCGACGCCUCGUCUAUAUCCCGAUUUCACAACCCAUAGCAUUCGCCAUACGCACGGGCUAGAUUUCAAAGUGAAUGUAAAAAUAGAUGGAGAGAGCGUUACUGUAGAAACCAGCUUACCAGUGAAGUUACUUUCUGUGGAUUAG
Molecule: messenger RNA, 1308 nt
Organism: Penicillium angulare
Lineage: Eukaryota; Fungi; Ascomycota; Eurotiomycetes; Eurotiales; Aspergillaceae
Exons: 1
Coding region: 1-1308 (435 amino acids)
Source: RefSeq, a predicted model, not a curated record